Messenger RNA from Guillardia theta CCMP2712, 697 nucleotides. RefSeq lists its product as hypothetical. Lineage: Eukaryota; Cryptophyceae; Pyrenomonadales; Geminigeraceae. The transcript has 9 exons. Bases 64 to 669 code for a protein of 201 amino acids. The record is from RefSeq and is a predicted model, not a curated record.
CUCAUCGUGGGCCGCAUGGCAGCGGUAGCCGCCAGUGGCGCUGGAAGUUGAAGGCUCGGUGGCAUGAGCCUGCUGUCCCAGCCUCUGGGCCUCCGUGGACUUGCCAAGAGAAUGGCGACACAGACUAGCACAAGUUCUCUUUCAACAGGGUUUAAGACACGACUGUCGGCGAUUCUUUUAGUCGUCUUCUUCCCUAUGUGCAGCUUCUGCGUGAACUGCUAUGACGGAGUCGUGACGACGGGAGAUUCUGUAUCUGCAGCAAAUGAUGUUUCAAGCUUCUCAACGAGCGCGUGUAAUCAAGUCAAAGGAAGUGCUUUUGACACCUGCGCAAUAUUUUGCUCGAAAUAUCAAAUGUUGAAAUCUAAUCAAGGCGUCUAUACUUGCUCCCGUUUUUGUAUGAAUGCCACAGAGUGCGCUGUCAGUGCUAGCUUGGAACAUGCACUUUGUGCGCAGAUGAUGAGCAUUCCAGAUGGAAACAGGAUACUUGUUGGCUGCGUUCAGAAAUGCUCGACAACUUCCAACUCAAAUGCAGAUCCCACUUGUACAUCUUCGUCGAAGAUUUGCUCUAAAGAUCAGGGUUACACAAGCUCUGCUUCCAAGAGCGCAAGUACGAUGCUAUUUUGGUCCAUUUCCAUUGGUUACCUCUUGAUUCGACCGAACUUAGUAUGAUGUAGCAAUGAAGAUAGAUUUGAAAUCG